AAUCUUGCGCGUCGGAAGUCAAGCGUUGUGACCGGAAGCAUGCUUUUCGUCGCUAGGAUAGCGAGCGGAACCGGCGAGGGGUAGCAAUAUGGCGGCGCCGAGCCCCCCGGUGCGCUUCAAAACCAACUACACCGUGUCCAGGAAAAUCGAGCCUUUCUACAAAGGAGGGCGAGUUCAGAUAAGCCAAAAUGGAGAAUAUAUGUUUUGUUCUUGUGGGAUCAAAGUCCACGUGCUGUGCAUAGCAACGGGGGCUCUCGUUCACAGUAUCGAACAGGACGAUCAAGAAGACAUCACAACGUUUGUUCUCAGCGACGACGAUGAGAUCCUUAUGACAGCCAGUCGGGCGUUGCUGCUGAAGCAGUGGGAAUGGCGAGAGAACAAGUGCACCCGCACAUGGAAGGCGGUCCACGUCGCUCCCGUGGCCAGCAUGGCAUUCGACCCAACGUCCACUUUGUUAGCCACAGGUGGCUGUGAUAGCACCAUUAAGGUCUGGGAUGUUAUCAAGCACUACUGUACCCACAACCUGAAAGGCUCGUCAGGAGUGGUCCACCUGGUCAAGUUCCAUCCCGACGCUUCUCAGCUGCAGCUCUUCUCCUCUUCUAUGGACUACAAAAUCCGCCUUUGGGACUUGAAGUCCAGCAAAUGCGUCGCCCUCCUUGAGAGCCAUUACAGUGCCGUCACCUGCCUGGCCUUCUCUGCAGACAGGGAGACACUCGUCAGCUCUGGUCGUGAUAAAAUCUGCACAGUGUGGGAUCUGAAUACAAGAGCAGUCAAGAGAACCGUCCCCAUCUACGAGAGUGUUGAAUCCGUCAUCCUGUUACCUGAAGGAGUAGAUUUCUCACCCCUGGGUGUGAAGAAGUCAGGUCUUCAUUUUGUCACUGCAGGCAGCAAAGGGAUCCUCCAGGUCUGGAACGCGUCCACAGCAGCCUGCAUACACAGCCAGCCCCUGCCCCACCAUCGGGACGCUUCCGAGGAAGAGGCUGGUGAGCACAGCUUGGUCCACUGUGCACUGGUGCCCGUGAAAGAUGAGAUCGUCACCGUCAACGCAGAGCACAACAUCGUCUUUUACGACGCACGGACGCUUCAGCUCAGGAAGCAGUUUGUAGGUUACAACGCGGAAGUGUUGGACGUCAGAUUCCUGGGGCCAGGGGACUCCCAUAUUAUCGUGGCCACCAACAGCCCCCAACUCAAAGUCUUCGAGCUGGCGACAUCUGACUGUCAGAUCCUGCACGGCCACACAGACACUGUUCUUGCCCUGGAUGUCUUCCGGAAGGGGACGCUGUUUGUUAGCUGUUCUAAGGACAAAAGCUUCCGAGUUUGGCGGAUGAAAAAAAGUGGCCAGGUGGUCUGUGUAGCACAAGGACUGGGACACGCAAACGGAGUGGGUGCGAUCUCUUGCUCCAGAAUGAAAGAGAGCUUUGUGGUCACGGCCAGCCAGGACUGCACCAUCAAAGUGUGGCAUCUUCCCGAGUCCCUCUCUGCCAAGGCGAAAGCAGCUGGCUUCGAAACCCUUCGCGCCCAUCUCACGGAGAAAGCUCACGACAAGGACGUGAACAGUGUGGCGGUUUCCCCCAACGACCGGCUGAUUGCCACAGGAUCCCAAGACAAGAUGGCCAAGCUGUGGGCCUCGCAGGAUUGCUCGCUGCUGGGGGUCUUCUCGGGACACAAACGGGGGGUCUGGUGCGUGCAGUUCUCACCUGUGGACCAGGUCUUGGCUACCUCCUCGGCGGACGGCUCUGUGAAACUCUGGGGACUCCAGGAUUUCAGCUGUUUGAAGACUUUUGAAGGUCACGAUGCCUCCGUCCUGAAGGUCAUCUUUGUGAGCCGGGGAACACAGGUGCUUAGCAGUGGCUCGGAUGGCCUCCUGAAGCUCUGGACGAUAAAAACCAACGAGUGCGUGAAGACCUUAGAUGGCCACGAGGACAAAGUUUGGGGCCUGCAUGCCAACAGGAAGGACGAUUGGUUGGUGACCGGCUCCAGCGAUUCUUGCAUCCUCCUUUGGAAGGACGUCACGGAAGCUGAACUCGAAGAGGAGCAGGCAAAGCAGGAAGAGCAGAUCCUGAAAGAGCAGGAGUUGUCCAACCUGCUGCACGAGAAGCGGUACCUCAGAGCCCUAGCCAUGGCGAUCUCCUUGGACAGGCCACACACCACACUGACGGUGAUCAAGGCGAUUCUCAAGGAAACCAACGGAAAGGAGGACUUGGAAACAAAUUUGCUGAAGCUCCGGAAAGACCAGAAAGAGGCCGUGCUGAAAUACACCGUCACGUGGAACACGAAUUCGCGGAACUGCCAUGAGGCGCAGGCAGUGGUCCAGACGCUCCUGAAGCACGAGCCACCGGAGUCCCUCCUGAAGCUUGCAGGGAUCAAAGCGGCCGUGGAGUCCCUCCUACCCUACACAGAGCGCCACUUCCAGAGGCUGAGCCGACUGCUGCAGGCCGCCACCUUCCUCGAUUUCAUGUGGCAGAGCAUGAGGCUGGCCGAGGCCUCCCAGCAGGACGAGGACAUGAGCACGUGACCGGGGCGGGGGGAGCCCAUCAAGGUCGGCUGUCGUCUACCCAGCCCCCCCCCCCUCACCAGCUGCCCUUCCAGCUGUGCUUCUUGGCUGGCAUUCUUGCCUGCCACGGAUUUCUAAAUGUUUUUAUAAAUACGUGUGAUUUUUUAAAAAAAAAAAUUAUAUAAAGAAACGUUCCUAUA
Molecule: messenger RNA, 2694 nt
Organism: Heteronotia binoei (common prickly gecko)
Lineage: Eukaryota; Metazoa; Chordata; Lepidosauria; Squamata; Gekkonidae
Gene: TBL3
Product: transducin beta like 3
Exons: 22
Coding region: 89-2515 (808 amino acids)
Biological process (GO): endonucleolytic cleavage in 5'-ETS of tricistronic rRNA transcript (SSU-rRNA, 5.8S rRNA, LSU-rRNA); endonucleolytic cleavage to generate mature 5'-end of SSU-rRNA from (SSU-rRNA, 5.8S rRNA, LSU-rRNA)
Cellular component (GO): 90S preribosome; nucleolus; small-subunit processome
Molecular function (GO): protein binding; U3 snoRNA binding
Source: RefSeq, a predicted model, not a curated record